CCACCAACACUCUUAUAGGAACAACCUCACCUCCCAUCACCAUCGGAAACACAGCCAUGAGACCGCAUCUAAUCCUCGUGACAGCCGUGAUGUGUCUCCUGCAGGAAACGGGAGCACUGAGGAAUGAAAAUUACUUUUCCUACAACACGAACGCUGGUUUAGGGUGGCUGCAGGAGCUCUCCUCCUCCAGCUCCUCGCAGCCGGCCUCACGCAAGCGACGCCAAAUCAGGAUCCUCUCACCCGGGUCUAACCUUGAGCUAAGAUGGUCGAUAAACUUCCCCUUCAACACCUACACCCUCUACAGAGCCAGAAUACAGUUUGUCAUACCAAUCAAGUUUCCGCUUCUGGAAGUAAGUGACUGGGAAGGUUAUUUCAAACGAUCUAUUGACGUCGGAUACGAGGACCUUGACUUUGUCGAUAGCCCAAACAGCAUUACUAGGCCCUAUGGUCACUGGAAAGAACCCGAACACAGCAGCCGGAUAGAGCAAAGCGCCCAGCCAGAGCACAGCGCCCAGCCAGAGCACAGCACCCAGCCAGAGCACAGCACCCAGCCAGAGCACAACACCCAGCCAGAGCAUGUUACAUCGAGACGGGCCGCCCGCCGUGAGCGGUUAUAUUUCUACAAUAGUCUGGUGUCAACCUUCAACAGGACUGGGUUGGAUGGUCUCAGCUGCUUGCUGAGGACUAUAUGCGAGGUGGCCGAGGCGCCCUUCGACCAGGGUCUGCUGGGAGAGCUGAUCAACACCCUCCUAACAGCUUCGCUAGCGGGUCGAGGAGACACCGAGGAAGAAAGGAAGGAGUUCGACCAUUUUAUCGAAGCGGAACUGCACGGCAAACUGAACGGCGAUUGUGACGAACGCUACUACCAGUGUAAGGCGUCGCUUUUCGACCUCCUUCCCUAUACUGUCCAUAACGUCGUCUAGCUAAUCUUCUACAGUUGGCGGUGUUUGGUGGAACAUCGUCUCGUAACGGCGUCGUCUGUCGGUGAUAUCACCCCGGCAAAUGCGUCGUCUCUUGAUGACAUCGUAUGGAAAUUGUAUCGUCUGCUGGAGAUAUCGUCUCAUGGAUGUUAUCUGCCAGGGACAUCUUUAGUGGCAUUAUUUGGUAUCGUAUGACAGGAUCGUCGCUUGUCAGCGUCAUUGUCUGUCAUCAAGUACCGUUAUUCAGUUACCUCACUUGUGGCAUUAAGUAAUCUUAAUAUUGAUUAUUUAUAUAUUUCUUAGGAGUAUUAGAAAUGCAUAAAUCCAUUGAACACAAAUCUAAAUGUGUAUUUAUCAGCAUAUUUGUUUGAGUUUCUUCUCCAAAAAUUGCAGAGCCUCGUUACUGAGUUAAGUAGUAAUUGCACUGAGCACACGUGUGACCCAGAUGUUUUAUUCCUUACUAAUUGGCUUUCUUGAGGAGGAAUUUAAAUUAUCUAGCGUGCGCCAGCUAAUGACUGAUAACCUAUAUUUGAGAAGCAUGGCGUGAAUUUAAUGUAAAUGUUAAAACAAGCAUUAGUGUAUGUCUAUUCUUUUGCUCACAUUGAAGUCAUUAAAUAAAAAUAAUAAUAAUACAAUUAGAGUUAAGAGGGGAAAAAAUAAUUAUGGAUGAGUUAGUCAUCCUAAUACUUGAUUCCAGAGGGUUAGCUCAGAUUAGAUUAGGUUAGUUUAGUAAUGUUAUGUAGGUUAUAAAAUCCGUUACCGAACCGUGAUAUGUAAGAUGAGACUUGAAGCCAUGGCUAACAACCGUACAAUCUAAAUCAUAUGCGCUGUGAAAUAAGGAAUUGCUGAAGACACGCGAUAUCAUUCCUCGUACAUAUUGAUUUUUUAUUGUUGUCGCCGGAGGCGGCUAGUUUAUUGUGCACCCAAUACCCAUCCUGUGAGCGGUAGCGCAAAAAGCAUUACAGAAGGCACAAAAUAUAAUGGCAUUAUUCCUGGUAUAAUGACUACUCGCUCCUUGGUAACAACAAUUCUCAGCGGAAUGUUUUCUUAGUUUGCAGCAGAAGAAGGAAUUACUCAGCCAGGGAUGUCCUAACUUUUCAGUUCCCAUUUGUUGGUUCCGAGGAUCAAACUCCCCGCGGCCCGGUCUCUGACCAGACCUCCUAUUUGUUUGUUGGUGUGGUCAACCGGGCUGUUAGACACAGCUGCUCGCAGCCUGAUGCAUGAAUCACAGCGCGGUUGAUCAGGUAUCCAUUGAAGAUGUUUAUUAGGGAUGCACAUAUAUUUUCUCUCUUGUCAUUUAUAGGAUGAAGAAUGUACCAUUUGCACACACAAAUUGUUAAAGAACCAUUUUUACUUUCUUAUAAUAUGUAUGUAAAUAAAUAGAGCAAGCAUUU
Messenger RNA from Procambarus clarkii (red swamp crayfish), 2314 nucleotides. RefSeq lists its product as uncharacterized. The record is from RefSeq and is a predicted model, not a curated record. NCBI's taxonomy places the organism in Eukaryota, Metazoa, Arthropoda, Malacostraca, Decapoda, Cambaridae.